AUGCAAAGAAGAGGGCAAGUUUUGUUUGCGCUGAUCACUUUUGAUCCGUCGGCCCGCUUCUUGUUCUGCGCGACUUCCUCCCUACUCGAAAAAGCAAAUCAGCGUGAAGAGCUAUGUACGCCCACCGGCGCUGCGACUUCUCUAGCCAUGAAUACUGUCCCGCCUUCGGUGUCCUUCAUCACAAUUCUCGACUUUCAGGUCUGCUCCAAAGAUGUCUGUCUGCUCGCUUUGCCUCUGAUCUCCUUGUGCUUACCGACCGGCAGUCAGUACGCACGCUUUCUCUCAUUCGCAUCCACGCAGGGUCGAUGGAAGCAUUUGACGGAGUCGGUUUCUGACCUGCUAGGCUGGGAGCCUGCUGAACUGCGCGAUCGGCUCUUUUUCGAUCUGGUACAUCCUGACGAGCUACAACGAGUCAAAGAGCUGCACAGCGAUGUCAUUCUUGCAGACAAAGCCGCUACUAUCGCCUAUGUCCGUCUCAAGCACAAAGACGCACAUAAAGGAUACAUCGUCUGCGCACUGGUUCGGCCAACUUGGUGUCCAUUUCAUCCAAGACACCUGAUUCGCUGUUCAGGCUCAGACGGUGGUCACCGACCAGUUGAUCGGAAGGUGUGUGCCCGGACAUCAUUGUCCGUGCUCAAUAACUUACCAUAUAGCAGCGUGUCUUUCGCCCACCCAGGCGGCGAAGCUUUGCACAUCAACUCCACUGCGCAAGAAGUCGUGGUCAUCAGCACGACAGCGUCCAAUUUCGAGUUUCAGCGGUGGCACGAGUCUUCUCCGGAUAGAAGUUCAUCACCGAUUACGGCCUUGACUCCGCCUCCCGAGUUGCCCAUGUCCCAAUCGCCUAGAACAGCCUUCCUCCUCGACCGAUUCUCCACGAACUGCACGAUCACACGAUACACGAACCAUCAGCUCGUCGACGCCGGCAGCGCAACAACGCGGCCGUUUUUCGACUUUGUCGCUCCCGAGGACGAGAUGGUCGUGCGCAGCUGGUUGUGCGUCGUCAAGCGAUGCGGGGUGAAUGAUCACGGCCAGCCCUCGAGUGGUGGAUUUAGCUACGGACGAUUCCUGUUUUUCCCCCGCGGGCGCCAGUCCUUGGCUAUAUGUAGAUCGGUCGCGAACGCGGCACAGCCGCUGCUGUGCGAAUGGCGGCGGAUGACUAUCCGGCCUCUGGAGAAUGGAGAGUUCCUUGUCGAUGCUAUUUUUUCGGCCCACUCGGAUGGCUUGGUGUGUAUUUUGAGACGAGCAACCGGGUGACGCGUUGUGUCGGUGGGCAAGGAAGGGUGAUCGGUGGCUGUGCUGAUCGGAUCUACAGUCAAGCCGAUUGUUCCGUAGAUAGCUCAGAUCGUUGUUCUCCGCCGCCAUCGCACGCGCCUAUCAGAGCAUCGCCACACUCUGAUUCCCUCGCCCCCAGCUGUCCCAUCGUGGUGAUUGGAGUGCGUCUUUUUUCAUUCUGCAUACGUCACCUACGUUGCCCUUGUGCCCACGUCCCCUGUGCCCACGUCGCCUACUGUUCCGAAAAUACUGUA
Messenger RNA from Mycena citricolor, 1526 nucleotides. The record is from the annotation of a GenBank genome assembly. Lineage: Eukaryota; Fungi; Basidiomycota; Agaricomycetes; Agaricales; Mycenaceae.